GUCCUGCUGGCGCGAGGGUGGGGAAGGGGAGACGCAGGGACUUGGCCCCCACUGCCGCGCGCACUCCGCCUGCAGCCGCUGCCCCGUGGCGGGUUCAAAAAACAGAAAGCGCGUUUGCUGCCCGGCGGACAGGCGUAAAGAGCAAGGGAGAGAAACCCUCCACCUUCAGGCCUGGAGCCCUUUUCCUCUGCACCUCCAGUGUCUGAGUGAAGAUGGGGGCCCUGACAGCCUCGGACGUGCACCCGACCCUGGGGGUCCAGCUCUUCUCCGCUGGAGUGGCGGCCUGCUUGGCGGACGUGAUCACCUUCCCGCUGGACACGGCCAAAGUCCGGCUCCAGGUCCAAGGCGAAUGCCCGACAUCCAGUGGUAUUAGGUAUAAAGGUGUCCUGGGAACAAUCACCACUCUGGUAAAAACAGAAGGGCGGGUGAAACUCUACAGCGGGCUGCCUGCCGGCCUUCAGAGACAAGUCAGCUCCGCCUCUCUCAGGAUUGGCCUCUAUGACACGGUCCAGGAGUACCUCACCUCAGGAAAAGAAACAACACCUAGUUUAGGAAGCAAGAUCUUAGCUGGUCUAGCGACUGGAGGAGUGGCAGUAUUCAUUGGGCAACCGACAGAGGUCGUUAAAGUCAGACUUCAAGCACAGAGCCAUCUCCACGGUAUCAAACCUCGCUACACGGGGACUUACAACGCCUACAGAAUAAUAGCAACAACCGAAGGUUUGACAGGUCUUUGGAAAGGGACUACUCCUAAUCUGACAAGAAGUGUCAUCAUCAAUUGUACAGAGCUAGUAACAUAUGAUCUAAUGAAGGAGGCCUUUGUGAAAAAUCACAUAUUAGCAGAUGACGUCUCCUGCCACUUGGUGUCAGCUCUGAUAGCUGGAUUUUGCGCAACAGCUAUGUCCUCCCCAGUGGAUGUGGUCAAAACCAGAUUUAUUAAUUCUCCGCCAGGGCAGUACAAAAGUGUGCCCAACUGUGCAAUGAAAAUGUUCACUAAGGAAGGACCAACGGCUUUUUUCAAGGGGUUGGUACCUUCCUUCUUGCGACUCGGAUCCUGGAACGUCAUUAUGUUUGUGUGCUUUGAAAAACUGAAACGAGAAUUGUCAAAGUCAAGGCAGACUGUGGACUGUACCACAUAAUCAGCUUCAAGAAAAUGUUGUAACAUACCAGUGGGAAUCUUGCUAACUGAAUCAUUUAAACGAACAAAACUUAUUCACUUAUUUUAACCUAAAAAGAUAAAGGAAUUUUGGUACAGA
Messenger RNA from Sapajus apella (tufted capuchin), 1253 nucleotides. It is a transcript of the gene UCP1, whose product is annotated as uncoupling protein 1. Lineage: Eukaryota; Metazoa; Chordata; Mammalia; Primates; Cebidae. The record is from RefSeq and is a predicted model, not a curated record. Gene Ontology annotation, molecular function: oxidative phosphorylation uncoupler activity. Gene Ontology annotation, cellular component: mitochondrial membrane. The transcript is spliced from 6 exons. Gene Ontology annotation, biological process: adaptive thermogenesis; mitochondrial transport; response to cold. The coding region runs from base 213 to 1136 and encodes 307 amino acids.